AUGAAAGAACCGUCAAAACCCGAGUUGCAAGUAGGCGCUGACUCAUCAGCAACGGGUGCGGGUUCAUCGGCAUCAGGUGCGGGUUCAUCAGAAACAGUUGCAGGCUCAUCAGCAACAGGUGCGGGCUCAUCAGCAACAGGUGCCGGCUCAUCAGUAACAGGUGCGGGCUCAUCAGCAACAUGUGCAGGCUCAUCAGCAACAGGCGCAGACUCUUCGGAGACAGAUGCGGGCUCAUCGGCAACAGGUGCAGGCUCAUCAGCAACAGGUGCCGGCUCAUCAGUAACAGGCGUCUUGAACGAGUAG
This is a messenger RNA of Pollicipes pollicipes, 303 nucleotides long. Its product is annotated as autotransporter adhesin BpaC-like. The transcript is spliced from 4 exons. Bases 1 to 303 code for a protein of 100 amino acids. NCBI's taxonomy places the organism in Eukaryota, Metazoa, Arthropoda, Thecostraca, Pollicipedomorpha, Pollicipedidae. The record is from RefSeq and is a predicted model, not a curated record.